This is a messenger RNA of Vigna umbellata (rice bean), 966 nucleotides long. The record is from RefSeq and is a predicted model, not a curated record. Lineage: Eukaryota; Viridiplantae; Streptophyta; Magnoliopsida; Fabales; Fabaceae.
AUGACACCAACAGAACUGGUGAACACCAAACAAGAAAAGGAUGAAACCCUAAAAGCGUUCAUGCAGAGGUACAAUGAGACUGCACGACGAGUGAAAGACGCGAAUCACACUUUCGUCAUCAACAAUUUGCCCUCCUAUUUAAAACCAGGAUAUUUUGCUAAACAACUGUAUGCCAAGCCACCAAAAUCUAUGGAAGAACUCCAGGAAAAGAUCGCUAAGUUUAUUCAUAUUGAGGACUUGAGGAACUCAAGGAAGAAGCAACAACAAGAAGUCCCCACCAACGAGAAUAAGAAGGAAGCGAAGCGACCCUCUAACGGCAAUAAAGGGCAAGAGUACUUGAAGAAGCCCUACACACCGAACUCCUCACGGUCCAAAGGAAAUGCCGACGAAAGUAGAACCUGUCGUUUUCACCAAAAUCAUGGUCAUAACACAAAGGACUGUAGCACACUGAAAGAUGAGAUAGAAAGCAUCGUUCGUGCGGGCUACCCUCAUAAAUACGUAAAGGAAGAAGCCGCCAGAGCAAGAAGCCCUCCCAGGGGAAAAAUUACGCGCAGAAGUCCCGAGCGGACAUCUCGGAAGGACGAUCGGCAUAGGCGACACUCCGGAAGCCGCACUCGUGAUCCCGAGCGAGAAAGGUCGGUCCGGGGGCGAAUUGAUACCAUAUAUGGAGGCUUCGCUGUAGGGGGCAUCAUCCUCAGCUCACAAGAGACAUUUGAGGAGCUUAAAAAUUGUUCACAUGAUUUUCACGCCUCCGACCCUGAUCAGGAUGAUCCCAUGGUCAUCACCGUUGAGAUAGCACGGUAUGAUGUCAGUAAAGUGUUGAUCGAUCAGGGCAGUUCGGUCAACAUCCUAUACUGGGCCACAUUCCUAAAAAUGGAUCUAUCCGAAGAUAUAAUAGCCCCAUUCAAUGAGCAAAUUGUGGGUUCGCAGGCGAAAGAGUGGAUACUCGAGGAUAUCUCGACUUGA